AUGCGAAAGGUGAGAAGAUUGGAACAAUCUCUUGGUUGCGAGAAGCCGCGAGACGAAAGUGACAGAUUUCGAUACGAUAUCUUUGGUAUUGUCAAAGCCCUAGAGUUGGCUUACCACUUUCAUCGCAAAAGUUCACUUUCUUACACCAAUAACUUGUUCCGCCGAUAUGGAGAAACUUACACUUCGCAUGUAAUAGGGCAACAGAUGGUGUUUACCUGUAAUACUGAGAAUACAAAGCAUUUGCUAUCUACCGCAUUUGCCGACUUCGAUAGCUCGCCUUUGAGGAAACCGUUGUUCGAGCCGAUCACCCCACAUGGAAUUUUUACCCUCGAUGGCGCAGGUUGGAAAAAAAGUCGAGACAAAAUACGCGAGCAAUUGGCAAACCUCCGAAAAGCUAUCAACCUGGACCAGUGUGAAGAACAUUUCCAAGCAUUCCGUAAGCAUGUGCCAACAUAUGGAGCCGCUUUUGACAUUCAAGCCGCUGGAUUUGCUUUGACUUUGGAUAUCCAAACUCUCUUCUCGCUGGGUGAGUCUGUCAAUGCUCUUAGCUUCACACAGUCUCCAGAGAAGAAGCAAUUUGUUGAUGACUUGCUCCUCGUGAAGAGUCGUAUUGUAGACGACGGUUUUAGAGGACCACUGCGCCAUUUAUUUCUCAAGGGCCAAUUCCUUCGCGCGUGCACGAGAGUUCGAUCGUUUGUAUCGGCACACGCAACUCGCGAGGUUCGAAAGAGAAGAGGGCUAGACGAGAAGGAAGACACAAACAUGGAACGUGAAGAGAUCUCAAAGCUCUCAGAUCAGGCUUUAAGUUUCUUACUUGCAAAUGACAGUAUGAGUACUGCAUUAUCAGGCAUAUUCUACUGUCUCUCCAAGAACCCACGCGUCGUGCGCAAGCUUCGUGAAAGUGUUGUUGAUACUGUUGGCCUUGAUCCUCCAACAUGGAAUCAGCUAGGAUCUCUCUAUUACGUUCGUUGGGUCAUAUUUGAAGGUGAGACCCCUUUUCACAAGAUAUAG
Molecule: messenger RNA, 1011 nt
Organism: Penicillium taxi
Lineage: Eukaryota; Fungi; Ascomycota; Eurotiomycetes; Eurotiales; Aspergillaceae
Product: cytochrome P450
Exons: 1
Coding region: 1-1011 (336 amino acids)
Molecular function (GO): heme binding; oxidoreductase activity, acting on paired donors, with incorporation or reduction of molecular oxygen; iron ion binding
Source: RefSeq, a predicted model, not a curated record